Echinops telfairi (small Madagascar hedgehog) is the source of this 11160-nucleotide messenger RNA. It is a transcript of the gene PDE3A, whose product is annotated as phosphodiesterase 3A. Gene Ontology annotation, biological process: positive regulation of oocyte development; oocyte maturation. The record is from RefSeq and is a predicted model, not a curated record. The transcript has 16 exons. NCBI's taxonomy places the organism in Eukaryota, Metazoa, Chordata, Mammalia, Afrosoricida, Tenrecidae. Gene Ontology annotation, molecular function: 3',5'-cyclic-AMP phosphodiesterase activity. Bases 1 to 3420 code for a protein of 1139 amino acids. Gene Ontology annotation, cellular component: cytosol.
AUGGCCUUGCCCCGCGAAGCCGCCCCAGGCGGGGGCAAACCGAGCCCCGGCGGGGUGAGUCUAGCCCCCGCCGCGAGCCCAGGCUGCCCCCGCCGGGCUGGCCCCGCGUCCCCGCGGGGCUCGGGCUGCCGCGGCUGCUGGGGCGACCUGGUGCUGCAGCCGCUGCGGCGCUCCCGGAAACUUUCCUGGGCGCUGGGCGCCGGCUCUCUGCCGCUGCUCUUGGCCUUGCUGGUGCGGCUGGUCGGCGCGGAGCUCGACUGUGACCCAGAGCAGCUCCGGGCGGCGGCGGCGGCGGCGGGCCCGGGUGCGGAAGGGGGCGUCUUCCCAGGGCCUCGGGGAGGUGCUCCGAGGGGCGGCGCGCCGCGCAGCGCUUGGCUGCAGCCCUGGGCGCUGCUCUUCAGUCUCCUGUGUGCCUUCUUCUGGAUGGGCUUGUACCUCCUGCGCGCCGGGGUGCGUCCGCCUCGGGCCGUGGCGCUGCUGGCCGCCUGCUGCGGGGGGGAAGCGCUCGUGCAGAUUGGGCUGGGCGUCGGGGAGGAUCACCUACUCUCGCUCCCAGCCGCUGGGGUGGUGCUCAGCUGUUUGGCCGCGGCGACAUGGCUGGUGCUGAGGCUGAGACUCAGGCUGGGCGUCCUCAUGAUCGCCUUGACUAGCGCGGUCAGGACCGUGUCUCUCCUUUCCUUAGAGAGGUUCAAGGUCGCCUGGAGACCGUACCUGGCGUACUUGGCUGGGGUGCUGGGGAUUCUCCUGGCCAGGUACGUGGAGCAAAUCUUGCCCCCGGCGGCUCCGAGGGAGCACUUUGGGUCCCAGCUGAUUGCUGGGACUAAGGAAGAUACCCCGGUGUUUAAGAGGAGGAGGCGGUCCAGCUCCGUGGUGUCUGGCGAGAUGUCUGGCUGCAGCAGCAAGUCGCACCGGAGGACCUCCCUACCCUGCAUCCCGAGAGAACAGCUCAUGGGACAUUCGGAUUGGGAUCAUAAGCGAGGGCCAAGAGGAUCUCAGUCUUCAGGAACCAGUAUUACUGUGGAUAUUGCUGUGAUGGGCGAGGCUCAUGGCCUCAUCACUGACCUCCUGGCGGACCCUUCUCUGCCCCCGAACGUGUGCACCUCUUUGAGGGCCGUGAGCAACCUGCUGAGCACACAGCUCACCUUCCAGGCCAUUCACAAACCCAGAGUUAGCCCCAUCAUUUCCUUCAGUGAGAACUACACCUGUUCUGAUUCUGAAGAAAGCUCUGAAAAAGACAAGCUGGCCAUUCCCAAGCGCCUGAGAAGAAGUUUGCCCCCAGGAUUGUUGAGGCGAGUAUCAUCCACGUGGACAACCACCACCUCGGCCACAGGUCUGCCCACCUUGGAACCGGCCCCUGUUCGGAGGGACCGCAGUGCCAGCAUCAAGCUGCAUGAAUCACCUUUAUCCAGUGCUGUUCAUCCUGAUUCUUGGAAUAACCCAGUGAUGACGACUCUCACUAAAAGCAGAUCCUUCUCAUCUGCAUAUGCUGUCUCUGCAGCUAAUCACGUGAAGAUGAAGAAGCAGACUCUACCAGAUGCCCUCGCUAAUAUUUCACCUCUCUCAUCACCCUGCGCUUCACCUAUUCAAGGGACUCCUGCAAGCAGCCCUAUUAGCAAAAUUUCUGCUGUGCAUUUUCCUGAAUCUUCAGAAACAACUGCCAAACAAGGCCCAAGUUCGCAAAGGGCCUUAUCUUAUUACACUCAGAGCGCCCCGGACCUGUCUUCUCAGAUCCUGACUCCAUCAGCACUAUGUCGCAGCUGUGGCAGACCAUAUUCCCACGGGCAUCCUGCUGACGGGCCGCUGGAGAAGGGUAGCGCCGCCAUGCGGACACCGAGCAGAACGGGGGAUGACGCAGCUCAAGUUACCUCUGAUUAUGAAACCAAUAACAACAGUGACAGCAGUGAUAUUGUACAAAACGAAGAUGAGACGGGGUGCACGAGAGAACCACUGAGGAAAGGGUCAGCUUGUGGCACCUACACCCCGGAGACCAUGCUAUUCCUGGACAAGCCGAUUCUUGCUCCAGAACCUCUUGUUAUGGAUAACCUGGACUCAAUCAUGGAUCAACUAAAUACUUGGAAUUUUCCGAUUUUUGAUUUGAUGGAAAAGAUAGGAAAGAAAUGUGGCUGUAUUCUUAGUCAGGUGUCAUACAGGCUUUUUGAAGACAUGGGUCUCUUUGAGGCUUUUAAAAUUCCAAUUAGGGAAUUUAUGAAUUACUUUCAUGCUUUGGAGAUUGGAUACAGGGAUAUUCCUUAUCAUAACAGAAUCCAUGCCACGGAUGUCUUACAUGCUGUUUGGUAUCUUACCACGCAACCUAUUCCAGGACUCUCAACUGUGAUUAAUGAUCACGGGUCAGCAAGUGAUUCAGAUUCUGACAGUGGAUGUACACAUGGACAUAUGGGAUAUGUUUUCUCAAAAAUGUACAGUGUGCCAGACGAUAAAUAUGGAUGCCUCUCUGGGAAUAUCCCUGCCCUGGAGUUGAUGGCACUGUACGUGGCUGCAGCCAUGCACGAUUACGACCACCCAGGAAGGACGAAUGCCUUUCUGGUGGCAACUAGUGCUCCUCAGGCAGUGCUAUAUAACGAUCGUUCAGUUUUGGAGAACCAUCACGCAGCUGCUGCAUGGAACCUUUUCAUGUCCCGGCCAGAAUAUAACUUCUUAGUUCACCUGGACCAUGUGGAAUUCAAGCAUUUCCGUUUCCUUGUCAUUGAAGCAAUUUUGGCCACUGACCUGAAGAAACACUUUGACUUCGUAGCCAAAUUGAAUGCCAAGGUCAAUGAUGAGGUUGGAAUCGAUUGGACCAAUGAAAAUGAUCGUCUGCUGGUUUGUCAGAUGUGCAUAAAGUUGGCUGACAUCAAUGGACCGGCUAAGUGUAAGGAGCUCCACCUUCAGUGGACAGAGGGGAUUGUCAAUGAAUUUUAUGAACAGGGAGAUGAGGAGGCCAGUCUGGGACUGCCAAUCAGCCCGUUCAUGGACCGCUCUGCGCCUCAGCUGGCCAAUCUCCAGGAAUCCUUCAUCUCUCACAUCGUGGGUCCUCUGUGCAACUCCUAUGACUCAGCAGGACUAAUGCCAGGGAGGUGGGUGGAAGACAGUGAUGAGUCAGGAGACACGGAUGACCCAGAAGAAGAGGCAGAAGAAGUAGCAACUGAGGAGGAAACCUAUGAAAAUAAUGAAUCCCCAAGAAAGAAAACUUUCAAAAGGAGGAAAGUCUACUGCCAAAUAACUCAGCACCUCCUGCAGAACCACAAGAUGUGGAAGAAGGUCAUCGAAGAAGAGCAGCGGUUGGCAGGUGUGGAAAAGCAAGCCCUGGACCAGCCAGCUCUGCUGCACUCCUCAGACCAGAUUCAGGCUAUCAGGGAAGAAGAGGAAGAGAAAGGGAAGCAGAAAGCAGAGGAGAUCCCAGCUCCACAGCCAAACCAGUGACAAUUGGCAGACAGGCCGCGUUUCCAAACAGACUCACUUGUCACAGACUCUUUUCAAGCCAGCACAACACUUAGACACAACACUGUAGAAAUAUGAGAAGAUGGACAAACAGCGAUGGCAUAUUGAGAGUCUUUGCAUUUUUUGUGUAUCUUUUUACAGUAAGGUACAUUGUUUAAACUUACUCAAAGAAGCUUUCACACUGCAACACCAGCUUCUAAAUUUUGUGUGUGUUUGUUUUUUUUAAGGAGGAAAUAUGUGUGUAUGUGUGUGUGUGUAAAUGCACACGCUAAUACAUGUAAAUCAUAUGCACACACGUACAUGCACACAUGCACAUAUUCAAAAAGCCAGAAUCACUGGCCCAUAAUUUAAUAACAUUCAUAUUAAGAUAUAUAAUGGUCACUGUGAUGUCAUAAAUCAUAAAGGAAAACAAAUCACAAAGGAAAUGGUGCAGCUUAACCAGGAAACAGUACAUCAAAUGUAGGUUGCCAACUAGUAGGCAGCUUUUGCCCUUAAUACUGAGGGAAGAAAGAUCCAGAGCAUUAUUGGAAUUCUGAUACAUACUGCUAAUACUGCCUGUGUAAGUGUGUGUAGCCAGGGAUUGAAAGGGUGCUUGUGUGCAUGCGUGUUGGUAUGAAUGUAGAGAGAGAAUUUUGUAGUUUUAGUCAUUUAUAGAAUAACUAGCCAAUGACUUAGUGCAUGUGAACCAAGAGAAGGAAGUUCACUCUGGAGUGUCUUGAAGAGGCAGCCAUUCCAAAUGCCCUCUUCCAGUGAGCUGCCAAGGAAGAUUCCUUUGCAGCUACAGCGUGUCCAUGGACUGGUUGAGAGGGCCUGAUUGGAAACUACUGCUGUGCACUAUUCAGAGGUGCUCUGACCAGCCUCAAACAUGGGAAGAAGGCAUUGUUCAAUCUGUAAGCCCAAUGAAUGUAUAGGAGGAGCACCGUGUCUAUGAGUCCGUGUGUCAAUCACCUAAGAUCAAAUCACCAUUUUAAGGGAUGGCAUUCUCUACACAUACACAGUUCUAAGAAGAUGCUCAAAGCAGGUCCUUUGAGUUGGAAUUCUAGAUGGUUGCUGGAGAAGGCCGGGCGAGUUAUACAGUGAUCUUUUAUGACUUUUUAAGUUUGCUGGGAAACAUGUCAGAGAAAAUGAGAAGGAAAGGCAAACAAGUACAGUGUUCAGCUAGGUGGAUGGAUUUCCUCCAAGGGUUUUGGUCAUGGUGGCUUAGUACAAGGCUGACUCUUGACAACGGUUGAAGACUCACUUUGGGAGGUAAAGCUCCCACUGACAGCCUCUGCCUGGUAUUCCACAUGUGGCGAUAGGUCAGUGUCUGCAUCUGGCCUGCUGUCCUCUGUCUUUUGGCAGGGAAGGUAUCUGGGGGUUGGGCCUCUAUCAUUGAAAGUAGUUUUUGUGUUGUUUUGCUUGUAUGUGUUUUGGGUUUGUUUAUCUACACUUGGUUAUGCUGUGAGCCAAACCUCUAUUUAAAAAGUUGCUACUCACUUUCAAUAUUUUAUUUCACAUUAUUAUAUUUGUCAUGCAUAGCUAUCGUGAUGUAAAUAUAAAGAUUUUGUUGUUGUCUUUGUAGAUAGUAAACUCUAAAAAAAGGGAAACAUUUUUAUAAAGUUAUAUUUUAAUCACCAUUUUUAUACAUUGUGGCCACCUCCAAGCCCAAUAAGACAAUGAUGAUUCAUUUGUAGGGUGGUGAUGGGCAGCCACUCAUCCACCUACUCGAAUGAUAAUCCCAUAGAAUUGCUGUUUGUUCAUUUAAUGAGGAAGCUGACAAUGAUUUUUCAUUCGUAACUUUCACUAACUAAAAGAACGUGGUGUCCUUGUCUCCCCGAUGUCUUUCUGAUCCAGGAGAUACAGACUGCCUCUAACCAGGACCCGUCUCUUCCCAACACUCUUUUGUUGUAACUCCCCCUGCAGACCCAUGUGUGGCCCUGGGCUUCCACCCCUUCUUAGAUUGCUAGUGAUUUCACCACUUGAUUUCCUCGGACAUCAUAAGAAGAGUGUUUACAUUAAAACUGCUUUUGUUUCUCAUAAGUGGAUAUUGUAUUCUUCUGAAGCAAUGAUUUAACAGGAAUCCAUGCUAUUUUUUCAAACACAAUAAUAGCACAUACAAAGAAAACACUGCUUGAAGGCAAUUUCUCAACUAUUAGGGCAACUAAGAAAAAGAUCAAGUAGACUCAAACACCUACUUAAAUGAUCAGAAUCUAUUUCAGUCUUUUUCUGAAUAACACCAGGUUUUUGUUAUUUCGGAUUUAUUUUGUUCCUUGCUACUUUCUUAGUAUGGUCUGUGGAGUACCCCCUCUCCCCACGCCCUGCUCAUUUGUAGAUACCAGUGAUCGUGGGCCAAAUGCAUGUCUCCAUUGAAUUUUCCUCUCACUCUUCCUUUGCAAGUAAGGAAAAAAAAUAACCCAUCAUUUUAACUUACAUGGCCCCUUAUAGCUGAUUACAGAACAAUGAAUUUCUCUCUCCCAAAUCAGCUAUGUUUCUGAAAUAAAUAUCAAUUGGGAAAGAUCAAGUGGUGGUGUGAGUGGGAUGAUGGAAAAUGCAAACUUGAACUGAACGUUUGUCGUUUGUCGAUACCGAAUCACAUUGCGGCAGCUUUUCUCAAAACUCCAUGGCCUCAGUAAGAGGCCGCCUAGAUGAUGGUGUGGCAACCUAUGCACACUGCCCGAUGUUUGUUUUACUCUGCAGUCCAUGGAAUGAUAGGACUAAUAGUCGCCACUGUAAUUACAACCUGUUCAUUUCAGAAUUGUUUUUACCUACCUAGGGAGAUUGAUAAUUACAGCCAGAGGUUAUCCUUUGUUGUUUAAAUGAGUAGGAUAAUUGGGGAAAGGAUGGGUAUUCAUCAAGUUGGUUGCAUCCCUGCCCAUACACAGUGCGUAAUGACAUACAAAGAUCUUUUCUUCUAGUGACAUGUUCUUCUCCUCCCAGGUAGCAGUACUGCCACUCCGCAGCUUACUUCCUGUAGAGUCAGUGUAGUCAUACAAUUUACUACAUCUAAUAUGAGCUGAUUUGUAAACAUCAUUAAUUUAACUCAGGUCUUUUGAAAGAAGAGAUUUCUAAUUCACUUAGGGAAAAGCAUAUUUGUAGGGGAUCUAUAAAAUCAAAGGAAAGAAUGGUUGGAACUGUUUACCUGGAUGCCAGUUGAUUAGUUUUUUGUUAAGUAAAAGACCAAGUAUAUUUAGAAUGCCAUGGACAUCAUUUUCAGCUUAAUAAGAAUCCCUUUCCACUUCUCUACCAAAACUAACCUUUAGAAUAUUGUUUGAUUAGUGAAAAUACCAUUUUCCCUGUUUGUUUUUAUCAUGAAAUCCUUUCCACCCUUCUUCAUUUACACCCUCAUGUAUCUUUGUUGAUCUUCAGCUGACAAGUGAAGGAAGUUCCUCCUAUUCAUUUCAGAAAGUAUCCAAUUUGCUGAAAACAUUAUCCAUUUUGUCUGUUCUGUAUGGACAGAAUUUCAGAACAAAUUCUGGUCACGGCAGUCACAGUGAGAAUGCCGAGAGAGAACGCCACACCAUACAGAGUGUCGCUAUUCGAAUCGCUGAGUGGAAACUGGUGGUUCUCCAUUUCCCUGUAUCUCUGUCCCUGUUUUCCAGAGAAUUUUCAUUGAAGGUAAAAGGUGUGCAAAAAGCACGAGACUCAGGCCUAGUCUUUGUUUAAAUGUUGGAGAAAUAUAAAUUAUUUUCUAAGUAAUAAAGAUAUGCAAAUCAUCCUUAUAAAUAAAGCCUAAAGUUUGAAAUGCCUGCUUUAAAAAGUGAAUGAUGUGUGUGAUGAACAACUGACUAACACAGGGAUGAAGCAUUUAGAAGUCACCAAUAUUUUCCUUUUGAAGGUAUUUCUUUCAAGUCGGGCUAGAAUCUUCACUAUCAUUAUUUAAAAUAUGAUGAAAAUAACCAUGGAAGCCACAAGAGUGCUUGUUUAGCCCUUGACUCCUUUUAAUGUCUUUCCUGAUUUAUAUAUCAUGGCAUAUAAAUUGGCAGAAGGCUUCCAUAAGCAGAGUUCUGUGAACUUUCAUGUUCUAGAGUAGGUCAAGAGUCUCUAUUUUCUAAGGAUGAUCAAUUAGGGUGCAUGGUGGAAAAUUCAGUCAAUUGUCAUAUCAGAUAGUUCAAGUUCUGAUAUGUAAGAUCUACAUAUCUGUACAAGACAAAAUCCAACUGCAUUUCCUGCGUCCACUCUCACCUCACAGACAGGGAAAUAAUGUAUGUCCUUGCUCUGGUUCCGUCCCUUCUCCCGUGGCUUCAUCAGGAUGUAACGCUAUAAAUGGUUGAAUCUUGUCAUUGCAUUUUUCUAGUCAGGUCAGCCAAAUUCGAACUUGAGACUUGGAGACCAUUUAGGCGUGUUCAGUGAAGAACGAUCCAAAAGUAAACUACUCUUAGAAUUCCAAAUCAGAAAGGAGUUUGCCAAUUUUUACAUCCUAGAUUCAUCUGUUUGUUUCUCUAAAAAGUACUCAGAUUCUAACUGAAAAGUCAAUGGGAGGUGUGAAUUAAAGCAAAAUCACUGAGUUCAGUAAAAGGCAAACAUAACUUAAACUUGAGUUUUCCAGAGAAUCUAUGUUAAUCACGGGUGUAGCAUGGUCUGAGAAGAGCCAGAACAUUUUCCAGUUUAUAGUGAACACCAUUGAUGCAUAGGAAUCUGUGUGGUUGCCAAACAGACAGCAAAAGUUACGAUAAUGGUGCUUUUACUUCUUCUGGAUUUAAUGUUACAUUCAUGCUAACAAAUCGUUCUAGCAUUGGGUUAAUAAUAGUGACAAAAGGCAAUUGGACACUGUCACUAAAUAUAUUUGAUGAUAUAAAACUGAAAAUUCAGACUACUUGGUAGCUUUAGAUCAACUAAUUAAAAAAUUCAGAUGCUGUGUAAAUUAUCUUAGGGAAGUUGAGGCUACAAAGUAUGAAAUAAUAUAUACACACAAAACAAAAUUGACUUUUGAUACAUGAUUCAGAUUCUAAAGUAUGCUUUUAAAUCUGAUUAUUUUGGCAGGCAUUGAUAUCCAUAGGUUCCUGAUUCUCUAGGGACUCAUAGACAACAAAAGACCAACCCUUCUCCUUAUUGAUAGGAAAUACUGAAUAUAUAUAGGACUAGAUGGAUUCCUUCAUUACUUCACAUCAAGAAAUGGUAUUUUAAUUAUGAAAAUAAUUUUUUCAAAGAGAAUAAUGCUAAAUCACAUGUAAGCAGCAUUGAGAACAUUUAAAUUUUAUUUAUGUUCUUGAAUUACAGGUUUUUUACAGUGUGUAAUUAAAAUAAAAUCCAUAAAAUAUAGUUUCAUGGUACUGAGAUAUUAAAUAGUUUGCUGUAAUCUGAACUAGUGUUAAGCUGUAGAAAACUGGGAAGAAGAUUAUUUGAUAUUUCUGAUAUUAAAUAUCAAGUCAUGCCUUGAAGACGAUGUUUCAUGAAGGGCCCAAUAAAUAAAUGACAAAUAAAAAUUAUCUUAGUCACAAUUUUACUUUGGCUAAAUACGAAAAAAUAUAUAAUCCAAAUCUUUCUGAAUUAGCACCCCCUAAUGCCCCCUCCUCAAGGAGUGUGUCAUCCAGGAUUAUAUCCUGAUUUAGGUUGUUGUAAAAAAAGUGAUAUGUUAGUAUUUUUAUUUACUAAGUUCCAACACAAUUAUAACAAGCAUUUUACUACUAAAAAAAAAUUAAAACUCAGUCAUCCUGACAUCCAAACAUAAAUACUAUUCACUACACCCUUCUUCCAAGCAUGAUCAAAUGGUAGCUUAGCAUUUGAAAUCCACAAAGAAAAUGAAAUAUAAAUUAAUUUGUAAAGCUCUAGUGCUGUAAAUUGUUAGUACGUGAAAGUACCUAUUACAAAAGAAAGAAAACCCACAGCAGAGAAUCGUUUCCUCCUUUCUUUUCCAAGAAGAAACCAAACAACCACAAAAGUCUUAACACAGGAGAAAAGCAUGGCUGCUCUUUGUGUUACGUCUGUUAUCCAAAAUUAGUAAAGGGAAUAUACAAAGACGUCUUGCCCUCAUUCUAAAAGCAAGCCUGUUCCCUCAGAUUCCCAUUCAUCAUGCCUGGUUUCAUUUGAAACCUUUGCCAGCAUGCAGCACAAGGAGCAGGAUUGUGGAUUCGAAGGGAACCUACAUAGAAUGGGAAAGACCAUCCAGUACAUCCCUGCUGCUUGAGGAUAAACCAACUUAGUGAAUAAGUGGCUCUGGAGUAAAAAGGAUUAACAGACAAAUGUUUCCACCCAGUCUUUCUUUCCAAAAUGAGCAUUUAUAUGUGUUUCUGAAUGUGAAUUAUCCCAUGGAGCUCGGCACCUGCUGCUGCAACACCUUUUGAAAGGAACACUGAUUUUUCAUUCUCGCCAUGUUGCACCCUCUAGAGUAGGAGAAUAACUCAAUAUGGUCAAUGUGAAACGAAAAGUAAAUAUUUUAAAAUGUUUCUUUGUGUAUAUAACUUGUGAAAUGAUCGAAUAUCUCCCUACAUUUCUUUAAAAAUUCAUAAUUGAUUAUUUUUCCACUAAAAAUCAUUAUAUCAGAUAUUCCAAUUUUUAUAUUAAUGAGUGUAAUCGAAUACUAUAAAUUUGCUAUCUUCAGAUAACAACCCUAACAUUUAUACUGUAUAUAGAUAUAUGCAUUCCUGCUAGUGGGGCUUUAAUGGCUUGACUUUUAGUAUAUAUUGGUUAGCUUACAAAUCAGAAGUUUUUUAUCCUCUUUGUAACAUAUUUGCAUGGGAUUUUUACCAUAGUAAGUUAGCUUAAAUGUUUGUUGAGUUUUGUUUUUUAAGGGUAUCCAUUUAUUUCUUAAUAUAGUCUCUCACAGAAGAACACGUACCAUUUUGUUCAACAAGGACAAUGUGUUAGUUGACAAGCACUGGAAAUAAAUAUCAUGGAAGACUCUACCCCCAAAUAUAGCUCUCUAGGGAUUUUAUCAUGCAAAUUAUAAAAUACAAAUUGGUGCUUUUAAAAUAUUUUACAGGUCUCCAUGCAACAUGACAAAUAUAAGAUUCUCCCUGGUUGCCUAUAUACUAUUGAGACAUGCCACUGCAAAAAAGAUCUGAAUUCAGAGUGUUCAUGGUUUAGAUUAGUUCAUUUGGUUUUGGGUGUUAAACUGCCUUCCCAGUGAAGCAGCCAUUCUGACAACGAAAUAUCAUUGGUAACUUUUAAUUAACUUAUUGACUUUAUAAGAUAUUUGUAAACCAGAGAGUGUUAGAAUAACAUAAUUUAGUGAUCACAGAAAGCAAUAUUUCCAAGCAACUGCCAACCAAAGUGACAGUUUAGAUGUUAUUUGUAUGUGAUAAUUUUUAGCAAUGAAAUUUUCACCACUGUCAACAAACUUGAAUCCAUUUAUUCAUGGAUAGCCUUGAAAUUUUUAUCAAAGUUUUAGAAAGACUGAAGAGGGAAUUGGAAUUUAACCUUAGGUGACCGUUUUACAAAUGAAAUAAAUCUUGUCCUUUGACCUUUAUCUUGCACUUGAUUUAUGUGGCAAUACUUAAUAUCAUCCCAUCACAAGUAUUAUUUGUUUAGAAGCUUGGUUAAUGGCUGAUAAAUGUUUUAUAAAAAGUAGAAUCUGUACAGAAAAAAUAUAGAUGAAUUGUAUUUAUUUUUAUCAUUUUUUAGCUUAGCCAUCAUAAUGAUAAUCUCUUUUUUGCCAGAAUUACUGGAAGUGCCUCUUGGUUUUAUAAAUAGAUGCUAAUAUUAUAGUAAAUAUAUAUCCCAAAUAAUCAGAUUUGUGAGUCACCUAUGAUCAAUGUGGAUGCUAUAAUGUGAAGAUAAUGUAAAAAUAAAUAUAAUUCCAUGGUA